Molecule: messenger RNA, 696 nt
Organism: Sclerotinia sclerotiorum 1980 UF-70
Lineage: Eukaryota; Fungi; Ascomycota; Leotiomycetes; Helotiales; Sclerotiniaceae
Exons: 3
Coding region: 1-696 (231 amino acids)
Source: RefSeq, a predicted model, not a curated record
AUGAAGUCGAUGUAUACUCUCGCUAUCGUCGCUGCUACGGCAUUGAUUAGCAAUUCAAUCGCUGCACCAUCUCCAGAAUUAUACACACGACAAUAUAAGACGUUAACGUAUAUGGGAUGUUUUUCCUCGGGUCUGGGAUUGACCAAGAAUUCAACAUACAUAUUCAACAGUAAAGGAUGGUGUCAACAUCAAUGUGUGCCUGCUGGCGAGUAUGCAGUUCAGGCAACAUACAACAGCGAUGAAUGUUGGUGUGGUGACGAUCUUCCUCCAGCAGCUGAUUUAGUCGACGAUUCAAAGUGUAAUAGUCCUUGUGCUGGUACUAGUUUAGAGAUGUGUGGUGGUACCAAACUUUAUUGGUCGGUUUAUCUCACUGGUACAGAAAGUUCAGCACCAAAUUAUGAUCCUGCUGCGGCAGCUUCAUCAUCUUCAUCAUCCGUCGCUGCUACACAUACCACAUCUAUUGCACCAUCAGUUGUCACCGUAGGAGAGGAGCCGGAGUCGAGGAAGGAAUACCCGAAAGAAUUGCAGCCGUCCAAUAAACUUUUGGUCACUGGUGGUAAAGUACCUGUUAGCAGUGGUGGUUCUUUUACCGACACUCGACUUGAUCCUACUCUCGCAAAUAGAAGAAUGAGUGAUGGUAGUAUCGCUGAUAAUCAAGAUUACUCAAGGAGAAUCCUCAAGGUCACCAACGCAUGA